Molecule: messenger RNA, 1383 nt
Organism: Ylistrum balloti
Lineage: Eukaryota; Metazoa; Mollusca; Bivalvia; Pectinida; Pectinidae
Product: C-C chemokine receptor type 1-like
Exons: 2
Coding region: 127-1362 (411 amino acids)
Biological process (GO): G protein-coupled receptor signaling pathway
Cellular component (GO): plasma membrane
Molecular function (GO): G protein-coupled receptor activity
Source: RefSeq, a predicted model, not a curated record
AUUUCCAUUGAAUUAUUGUGUUCAUUUUUUACGUGUAGGAUGUCUUACAUGUGCUUAUCAGGAUCCCCUAAUGUGGAUAAUUUCUACCUGUGACACAUUUAUCUCCAAACCUGUAAGGAAGCCAGCAUGACGAAUAACUCAUCAAUAUAUUACGACGUUUCGACGUUCUUUCCGUCACUGUUGAACCACACGGAGACCCCUGGAGAUAAUGGGACUCCCCCCAGCUCGGUGUGGGAAAUAUACAAACAACAUUGUCCUGAGGCCACCAUGAUUGACAAAUAUCUUACGCCGUAUGUUUACGUUGUCGGUUUCCCAGGAAAUAUUCUUGCUUUGGUGAUCUGGCUUCAGAAAAGGAUGCGAAACUCGUCCGGAUAUUAUCUGGCUGCUCUGGCGUUGGCGGAUUUAGUUUUUCUAUUAUUGCAGAUAGUGUAUGAACUAAAUGAGAAAUGGGGUAUUCGAUGUUUGGACGUGGAAUUCGUGUGUGAAUUUUAUCCCAUCAUAUUCUUAACAUCACAAUAUCUAUCGCCAUUGUUGGUAUUAGCUUUUACAGUGGAAAGGUACAUUUCAAUAUGCCAUCCUUUUUCUAGAGAGAAAUUCUGCACGACGAAAAGGGCAAAGAUUGUCAUUGCAUGUCUCUUUUCUUUUUCGUUUCUUAUAAACGGAAUACAAGGUUAUUUUUGGCACUAUGACAGUGGAGGACGCUGCAGCCUAAGAGCAGAAGUAGUGAGAAAUCAUGAAUCCUCAUUUUGGUCUAUUUGGACCUGGUGUGUUGAGGCACUCGUGUUUUUCCUUGUUCCUAUUCUCAUUCUUGUCUUCAAUAUCCUCGUAAUCGCGGAGGCGAAACGACUGUCGAAGUUUGAGAAGAACCAACUACAAUCACGGACUACCAAGAACUCUGCCACAACUGUCAUGUUGCUCGCUGUGUCAUUUUACCAAAUAUUCACCACUUUGCCUGUCACAAUUGUUGUGACUUUGUAUUAUAGUUUCCCUAUUGGGGACCCAGCGAACUUGAAUCCCCCUGAUUCUAUUUGGCAAAGACAUUUCGACUAUGUGUAUAUCAAGACAAUAAUCGAAGAGAUCGGAUUAACUCAUUAUGCUUGUAACUUCUACAUUUACUGUGUAACCGGAAAGGUGUUUAGACAAGAGUUCAAAAGACUGUGGAGGUCGCUUGUGUGUCUCAAAAUGAAAUCGGCAUUACCAAAUUGGACCACAGAAUACACAAGUCUGCGGGGUAGUUUGCGUAAUAACCCAAAAAACCUAACAGUGCGCAUGUCCAAUGGUCACGCCAAUGGACACAGCACAACGAGCAGUACGAACGGCGUCCAACCGAUGCUUUCUGAACCAACGGAAACAACAUUGUGAACUAUGACACGAUAAACUAUU